AUGGGAAGAGGCAGUAAUAAUGAAGGUUAUGUUGAUGAUGAAGGCGAUGACGGCAAUACAAAACGAAAACAUCGGGCGUCGGCUUAUCUCGCUUUUCGUCUAAUAUUCGGUGGAAGUCUGAUGGCUGAUGACUCGAGUCUAAGGCGUAAUUGUAAUUGGGAUGUACGAAUAAGUGUGUCCAGCAAGGAAAAAUCAUUGCCUACAACCUAUAUGGAAGCCGCGACGGGCAGUUUACUGAGUGGUGCAUAUGAAAUUCAUUUAGAAUCAAAACUGCAUACUGAAUUUGAAAGAUUUAACGGUACAAAACUACAUGCGAAAUAUACAGAGUUUGUUAUUGGAAGCAAAUCAAAGGGUUAUGCGCUGAAAAAGUUGGGUAACUACACUUGGAAUACAGGCGAUGGCUUCAAAUACCAUAUUAAUAGAAAAUUUUCUACCUACGAAAUUUUCAAUUGUGCAAAGACUUUCAAAGGUGCUUGGUGGUUUUCAAAGAUUUUAUGA
This is a messenger RNA of Ceratitis capitata (Mediterranean fruit fly), 498 nucleotides long. RefSeq lists its product as uncharacterized. The transcript has 4 exons. Lineage: Eukaryota; Metazoa; Arthropoda; Insecta; Diptera; Tephritidae. Bases 1 to 498 code for a protein of 165 amino acids. The record is from RefSeq and is a predicted model, not a curated record.